Messenger RNA from Spodoptera litura, 1602 nucleotides. RefSeq names its product leucine rich repeat containing protein 20 sclp (gene Sclp). Lineage: Eukaryota; Metazoa; Arthropoda; Insecta; Lepidoptera; Noctuidae. The record is from RefSeq and is a predicted model, not a curated record. Gene Ontology annotation, cellular component: cytoplasm. Gene Ontology annotation, molecular function: protein binding.
ACAAAAUCGAAGCGAAGAGGAAACACAAUCAAAAGUUUUAUCUAAUUUUAUAUUGACACGCGAAAUAUUAACAUUAAUUUAGCAUAAUUGUAAUAAAAACUUAACCUGGACGUUUUUGUUUAAAUACAACAAUAAAAAGUUGACUGCCAAUUUAUAAAUAGUUCGCUACGUGCUUCGCGAGUUGAAAUAUUUUAUGUAGCUGUUUAAAAAUAACUUUAGGAACUCGCGCCGAUACCCGUGAUCCCGUUCUAGUUAGUGAUUCCGCUGGUGCUAGUUAAAUCAAGAGUUAUAUAGUGUAUUAACUAUCAACAUGGCUCUAGCUGUAACUCGAGUGGUAUUAAAGUGCGAAGAUGCUCAAAAAACUCAAGCACUAGAUUUGUCAGAAUGUCAACUGAUGCAAGUACCUGAUGCCGUGUACCAUCUGAUGCGACACACAGAGCUCAAGAGUUGUGAUCUCAGCGGAAAUGUUAUUACUAAGAUACCUCCUAAGUUUGCAGUCAAAUUUAGCUUAAUUACAGAUUUGAACCUGUCCAACAACCAAAUGGCGAAGCUUCCGGAUGAGUUGUGUACACUUGCCUGCUUAGAGCGGCUGGACAUCUCUCACAACACAUUUGUGGCGCUCCCUCACAUCACCUUCCAGUGCCCCAGUCUGCACACAUUGCUUGCGCAUCACAAUCAGAUCAUUGAAAUCGAUGUGGACAGAUUAGCCAGAUCCCGGGCUCUAGAGUAUGUAGAUCUCAGUGACAAUCCCAUUCCUCCGCGCACUUAUGAUGAGCUGAAGCAAUUAUCGCGACCCUCAGUGUCCGUCUCAGAGAGACAGAAAGAAGACUGGGAAGAAGACCUUCUAAUAUAGGAGAGUGCAUUCUUAUGGACUUUGCAUUCAGGGCCAGGAGUUGAAGCGGCACGGUCCGACGAGACCACUUGCAGAACUAAUGAGUUUAUACUAUAGUUCUAUACACUUGGUUGCAAUAUUCAAACAAGCUAUUAUUUUCAAACUCUAGCAUAAGUGGAGGGAUUGGUGCAAUAUUAAUGUCAAUGCUUAAAACAACUGGCCCUAACUAAACUGUGAUCUUCUCUGUGAAAAGAGGACAAUAUCAACAUGAUUUGAUAGUGUAUUCUAUAUUACCUUAGUAAUUAAUGACAACAUUGUCGUGAUUCGAAAGAGAUUUGUGAGAGAUUAAUAAAUGGUUUUUACAUCUUUUGACAUGCUCAAAAGUUAGUGUACUUAAUUAGUCUAAAAGUGCAAUGGUUUGAUGUCCUUAAACUUAAGUAUGUGCUUAUAUUACAAAUGAAGCAAUUUAAAGAGUUUUAUAUAUGAAGCGUUAUAUAUUUUUGAUACAUAAGAUGGUUGGAUAGUAUUAUGUUGAUAUAUCUCAUUGUAUUGAAUACUAGUCCAUCAUUAGUUAAGAUUAUGAAUUCCAAUAGGAAUGAAAUUAUGUUGUAAGUAAAUGAUAAGUACACAAAUCUAUAUUUGCAAUAAGUACUGAAAUGUACUGUUGUUAUUAUCUACUAAUUCUUACUAUGUAAAUUGCUUGUAACUUUUCAAUGACAAUAUUUUUGUCCAAAGAUUAUUGACUGAUGAAUUAAAGAAUAUAAUUUGUA